CAGAAUAAUAUUUACAACAUUUUUACUACUCUUUUUCCGGCUGGUGAUUGGUCUGAAGUUGAGGCUCCGUACCGGCUGCCCAAUAGAACUCCUCGUGUAGCCUGGGGAGGUGUGGGGAGUUGGGUACGAGGUUGGGUUCCCACUAGCUACCUGACGGAGCACGUAGCCCCUUGUGGUGGAGGUGUCGGCGACUACCAGCGGGACGAGGUGGCCUAUCCUUGGUACCAUGGCGCCGUCUCGAGACACGCGGCCGAACAACUCCUUCGCAGCGGCAUAACUGGCUCCUACCUCGUGCGAGAAUCCGAAUCAGCGCCGGGUCAGCUCUCUGUUACUGUACGCAAUCUAGGCCGAGUAUACCACUAUCGGAUUAGCAGGGACUCUUCUGGAUGGGUAAGUAAAGGUCUUAAUAUGCAUUUGUAUUUCUGCUUUUCCUUUUUUUAA
Mesocestoides corti is the source of this 441-nucleotide messenger RNA. The record is from the annotation of a GenBank genome assembly. Lineage: Eukaryota; Metazoa; Platyhelminthes; Cestoda; Cyclophyllidea; Mesocestoididae.